This is a messenger RNA of Rattus rattus (black rat), 372 nucleotides long. RefSeq names its product 60S ribosomal protein L32-like. Gene Ontology annotation, molecular function: structural constituent of ribosome. Gene Ontology annotation, cellular component: cytosolic large ribosomal subunit; ribosome. Lineage: Eukaryota; Metazoa; Chordata; Mammalia; Rodentia; Muridae. Gene Ontology annotation, biological process: translation. The record is from RefSeq and is a predicted model, not a curated record. The coding region runs from base 1 to 372 and encodes 123 amino acids. The transcript has a single exon.
AUGGCUGCCCUUCGGCCUCUAGUGAAGCCCAAGAUCGUCAAAAAGAGGACCAAGAUGUUCAUCAGGCACCAGAAACCCAGAGGCAUUGACAACAGGGUGCGGAGAACAUUCAAGGGCCAGAUGCUGAUGCCCAACAUUGGUUACGGGAGUAACAAGAAAACCAAGCACAUGCUGCCUAGCGGCUUCCGGAAGUUUCUGGUCCACAAUGUCAAGGAGCUGGAAGUGCUGCUGAUGUGCAGCAAAUCUUACUGUGCUGAGAUUGCUCACAAUGUGUCCUCUAAGAACCGAAAAGCCAUCUUAGAAAGAGCAGCACAGCUGUCCAUCAGAGUCACCAAUCCCAACGACAGGCUACGCAGCAAAGAGAAUGAAUAG